UUAGCAAUGCUUUAAUAAAUUUCAUCAACCUCUUAAUGUAGCAAUUCUCUCUCUAUCUUCUCCUCUGCUUCCGGAAGAAGAGAGAACAGAGAAACAGGGAAGAAAAACAAACAAAAGCAAAAAUCAUAAUGUUAUGUUUAAGAUCAAAUCCUUAUGCAUUGUUUCUUCUUUUCCUUUUCUCUUUGUUUCUUUUCAAACAUGAAGUAGUUUCUGAAGCCUCAAAUGUCCAAACUUCACACAUCCCAGGGUAUUAUAAAAUUUUUGUCUUUGGGGAGAGAGAGCACAUUGAAGUGCUACCAUGGAGGAAGAUAGAAAGGAGUAACCUUGCAGAGGGAAGUGAAGGAGAUAACUCGUCUUUGAUUUUGGCUGAAAAGAGAACCCACAGGAGGGACCCUCUUGAUCAUUUUAAGAAGUACACUGGUGGCUGGAAUAUCAGAAAUGAACACUAUUGGGCUUCUGCAGGUUUUACAGCAGCUAUUUUCUUUGCAAUUGCUGCAAUCUGGUUUGCGAUAUUUGCACUAUGCUUGUUCAUCAUAUGUAUCCGUCAUUGUUGUUGUCAACUAGAUUCUUAUGGCUACUCUCGGACAGCUUAUGCACUAUCUCUUAUUUUCCUCAUACUCUUCACCAUUGCUGCAAUUGUAGGGUGUGUUGUGCUCUAUACCGGUCAGGGAAAAUUUCAUAGCAGUACAACAAACACACUGGAUUAUGCUGUUCAUAAGGCAGAUGUUACUGCUGAAAACCUCAGGAAUGUCUCAGAUUAUCUUUCUGCAGCUAAAAAAAUUAGCGUGGAUUCAGUUUUUCUGUCAGCAGAUGUUCAAAAAGACAUUGAUGAUAUUGAAAAGAAGAUCAACUCUUCUGCUUCAACUCUUUCCAGUCAAACAGGCGAUAAUAAAGACGACAUUCAACAUGGCUUGGACGGCAUGAGAUUGGCUCUUAUCGUUGUUGCUGCUGUGAUGCUCUUUUUGGCAUUUCUUGGAUUCUUAUUCUCCAUUCUUGGAUUGCAGUGCCUGGUGUACACGCUGGUGAUCUUUGGGUGGAUUCUUGUUGCUGGCACAUUUAUUUUGUGUGGAGUAUUUCAUCUCCUCCACAAUGUGGUUGGAGAUGCAUGUGUUGCCAUGGAUGAAUGGGUCCAGAAUCCCACUGCCCAUACGGCAUUAGAUGACAUUCUGCCAUGUGUGGACAAUGCAACAGCCCAAGAGACCUUGUUACGAACCAAGAAUGUGAGUUACCAACUUGUAAAUGUCGUGAAUGGUGUCAUCAAUAAUGCUGCCAACAAAAAUUUCCUGCCAGCAUUGGCACCUUUAUAUUACAAUCAAUCUGGUCCAUUGGUGCCAGUUCUCUGCAACCCAUUUCAUUCUGAUCUCACCGAGCGGCAGUGUGCUUCUGGUGAAGUUGGCUUGGACAAUUCCUCAGAGGUUUGGAAGAACUAUACCUGUCAGGUUUCAUCCUCUGGGAUAUGUACUACACGUGGGCGGCUGACCCCUCAAUUUUAUACUCAGAUGUCAGCUUCAGUGAAUGUCACUUAUGCUUUGUAUCACUAUGGUCCAUUCCUGGCUAAUUUACAAGACUGCACUUUCGUGCGCGAUACAUUCACUGAUAUCAGUCAUAAUUAUUGUCCUGGUCUGCAGCGCUAUAGUCAAUGGAUCUACAUUGGAUUAGUAAUUGUAUCGGCUGCUGUGAUGCUGUCAUUGAUCUUCUGGGUAAUCUAUGCAAGAGAAAGAAGGCACCGUGUUUAUACUAAACAGUAUGAUGCUAGAUCCGAAGGCACAUACAAGGGUCAAUAGGACUCAAAGCCUGAUUAGCUGGUUGUUAAUUUGCUUGUAUAUUUUGACAAACAUACAUUGCAAAUUUUUGUACAUUAUGCUUGUUAUCCUUAGGCUUGAAUCUUGUGCGGUGCAGUCUAUAUGGCCAUGCACAAAGAUAAAUUAGCGUUUGGACUUUGGAAGCCUCUCUUGGGAGGAAUGACUUUCUUUUCCUUGUUCAUUUUCUCUAAGCAUGAUGCACCUCUUUCUCUUCUAACAAUCAAGUCUUAAUAAUUUGAUGUCUUAUAAUUCAAUUAAAAAAUUUGGGCCGGUUCUCAGGUUGCCUAGGGCCAGGAGGAAGCAUCUUUCCUUGUAGUAUCUGCGAGUGUUGGAUAUUCCUGAUGUUUGGAGAGGAGUGUUUGAUUGUAACAAUUCAAGAAUCUGGAAUUGUAAGUUGUCACUUUCAUUUGCAACUUUGAUUUUGUUCAUAAAAUUUAAAGAUUUCAUGAUGCAAAAGUUAGUGCCAUAAAUUCAAAAAUUAUUUUAUUUGUUUUCACAUAGAGGUAUUUCACAGUACGCAGAAGAAGAUAAUUGAGAAAAAAAAUCACAAUUUUAUGUGAGGGCUAAAAUC
Molecule: messenger RNA, 2373 nt
Organism: Durio zibethinus
Lineage: Eukaryota; Viridiplantae; Streptophyta; Magnoliopsida; Malvales; Malvaceae
Cellular component (GO): plasma membrane; plasmodesma
Source: RefSeq, a predicted model, not a curated record